Molecule: messenger RNA, 3917 nt
Organism: Clupea harengus (Atlantic herring)
Lineage: Eukaryota; Metazoa; Chordata; Actinopteri; Clupeiformes; Clupeidae
Product: hemicentin-1-like
Biological process (GO): cell adhesion
Molecular function (GO): integrin binding
Source: RefSeq, a predicted model, not a curated record
UUAGUUUCAGGUGGUCAGCUCAGGUGGAUUUUUUCGAACAGGACAUUGUGAGCUUAGCAGACAACGUGUGGGUGUCCUGUACUGACCUACCUGUGGGUGAGAGAGCGAAAAUAGACUUUACAAAGGUUUUUGAUGACAUAAUAGAGCUGCUAGCACAAAUGGUGGAAAUUCUGAUCCCUGCGGUUUAAUAAUUUGAUGAAUUAUGUGACACUAUAGUGUUGUGCCUACACUAAACGUAUAUAGACUAAAGAACCUGCCACUUUGCCAUUGUGCAAAUAGGCUGUUAAGGAGUUUUAAGCAUAUCUUUGUUACUUUAGAGAGGAUUGGUGUCGAUUAACUCGGAGAUAAUUUUGAGAUUCAUUUUGACGUAUAUCAACGCAACAGUACGAUGUCAAAGGAUUUCUGAGAGCAUUUUCUUCCAGAGAAAUUCUCACUAAAGUAGACCGAGCUCUCCCCUACUCUGGAGCAAGGGAGGCGGAGUGCAUCAACACGUGUCCAUUCUCUAUUUUAUCUAGCCCUGCAUGUAACUCAAUACAGAACUGAAAUAGACUGUGAGACCACAGCACCAGUUGACUACCUUUCUUUGUGCCUGGACCGACUGUUCAUUGUGCAUUUCCACUGCGCGCAUUGUUUGUGUGUGUUUUUUUUUUUUUUAACAUUGACUGGAGUUUGGAGUUACGACUUAUUAAAUGUAUGUGGGAAUUUAUUUUCGGGUCUUUUUAAGUUUGCUGCCCUUAUGGGUUGUUGAUGGGAAUCAGUGUCCAGAAGGUGUGUUAACGAUUCACCCUGAGAGAGUGGUUGUGAAAUAUGGGGAUUUCGUGGAGGUGAACUGUAGCGCAUCAGGACCACAUGAUGGGAUGGGCUGGGAGGCUACUGUUGGGAACAAACCCAUUGAGGAGGACAUCCAUCUGAUCACCUGGACUGUGGAAGAGCUGACAGAUUGGGAUGUGGAAGCUCAGUGCUUCAUCAAUCUAGAGGAUGAACAGUGCAUCAAAACCCUUACUGUUGUCAUGUACAAGGAUCUAGAACAUGCACCUGUACUCUCAGCUAACCACACGGGACCAAUGAUCGAGGGAACUACAUAUCUGCUCCAGUGUGCCGUAUACAACGUCGCACCUGUCCGUACCCUUACCGUGAUGUGGUACAGAGGGGAUGUACUGAUAGGUCAUUCCCCAGCUGACAACAGCACAGAGCUGCCCAGCCCAGUAAAUGUGACUGCCAGCCUCCGGAUCACCCCGACAAAACAUGAUGAUGGAGCCCAGUUUCGGUGUGAGGCAGAGCUCAAUCUGGGACAAGAGGGACCUCAACCACCCCCUCCUAAAAUGAUAUCUCAGAGUGUUAGCAUCACUGUGCACUAUGGUCCAGUAACAACCAACUGUCCACGCACCAUUGAAAUAUCAGAGGGGGACAAUCUGGAAACAUUUUGUCCCUCUGAAGGCAACCCACGUCCUACCGUCAGAUGGCUCCGAGAUGGACUGUCCAUAGACCCCAGUCGUCCACUCAGCAGAGAGGACAGUGGUGUCUAUACUGUCAACGUUACAGGACUGUUGUCAUUUGAAGAUACGAUUGAAGUCUUUGUGAUGUAUGGUCCAGUAUUUCACUGUCCCAGCAGUUACAUCGUUGAGGAAUAUACAGCUCAUAACCUAUCAUGUGAGGCGGACGGUUACCCCAGACCUGACACACAGUGGCUUAAAGAUGGCGAGGAAGUCGUUUUGCCAGAGGAACUCUCUAGAGGUUAUGGGGGGCAAUAUUUCAUCCUGGCCAACAGCACCUACGGAAAUGCUUCUCACUUACUGGAUAUCAAAGUCCUCUAUCCACCCUCACCCAUAGCUGAACUUGAGGACACAGAGGUGGACGUGGUGGGGUCUGAUGUGGUGCUGAAAUGUGCUGUUCAUGGAGACCCUCGGCCGCAGUACGAGUGGAGCUACCCUUGGGUCAGUAAUGUGUGGGUGAAGACUGAGGAUGGGGUGUCCCUGCUGCACAUUAAUGGAACCACCGAAGCAAACAUUGGAACGUAUGUAUGUUUUGCCUUCAACAAGCUUGGAGAAGCGCGCAGAUCUGUCAGAGUCACUGUGAAAGGAGUACAGGCUUCAUGUCCAAUACAGUUUUCCAGCGCUAACAAACCAGUGAACGAAACAGUGGUGGAAUAUAACAAGAAUGUGUCAAUCAGAUGCUCUGCCCCAGGACACAAAGAGAUUCUCUGGACAGUUUCACGGAAUCACAGAAUCACAGGAGACACGUGGACAGAGAAAGCCCUAACAGACUGGAAUGUAAAGCCCAUUUGCAAAGUUACUUUAUGGAACCGCGACCCUUGCCAUAAACUCUUCAAUGUUACUCUUUUCAAAACGCCAAAGGAUUUAUCCAUCCGUUUUCAGAACCACUCUGGACCUUUAAUUAAGGAUAAACAAUAUACACUCCUGUGUGAGAUUCAAAAUGUCGCUCCAAUCAAGAACCUCGUUGUCAACUGGUACAAAAAGGAAAUAAACAGUUCUCGUUCCGUGAAGAAUGAAACAUUUCCGGACAACUCCAUCAAGACACCCCAAAAUGUUUCCUCCACCCUCCUCAUCAGAGCCACCAAGUCUGAAAACGGGGCGCAGUACUGGUGUGAGGCCAGACUGAAGCUGGGAGACCACGACACGAGCGCCACAUCACAGCCCCUCAGUGUCACCGUCUACUAUGGACCAGUUAUUACCCGGCCAAAUGUCAGUGACUUGCCCGUGUUCAAAGACUACCAGGAGGUGUUGGUGUGUGAAGCAGAGGGAAACCCCAAGCCAGAAAUCAUUUGGAUCUUCAACAACAAAUCCAUCAAAGGUGGCAAUCUCACCAUUGGCACUGAAAUGGCAGGGUUGAUCCACUGCAGAGCAAGCAAUGAGGUUGACGUCGCUACAAAAACAGUGAAGCUGGUGUUCAAAGAGGACUACUUGCCCCUGAUUGCCGGCUUUGUGGCAGUGAUCGUGGUGAUCACCUCGGUGAUCUUCAUCUUCAUCUACUCCAUCUACUACACAAACACCAAGAUGGGCCGCUACAGCCUGAAGGACGCCAAGCCCAACACACAAAAUGGCAACGUUGCACAGAAUGGCCUUGACAGCAACUUUCCCAUGAAGAAACUCUCGCAACAGAACAUCUAUGUCUUGGAUGGGACUCCGUGACUUGUGAUGCGCCUUGUGAGGAUGUGCAUCACUUCAUUCAAAGCAAGCUCGGGCCAGAUUUGAGUUUUCUGACCAGCCAGAGAGGGUUACGGCGGGUCCUCAGCCUAUCCGAUCAUCAUCCUCAUACUCCUUAAGAUCAGCACACACACUGUCUUUAUCCGAAUCCGCCCAAAAGCUUGUUUGGUCUGGCAGAACCUUGCUUGCUGACUACAGAGAACGGCCUGUACCUUUUUUCCUUUGUGAUCAUUUUUGCCCCAGGAUGUUUCCAACUGAGGUACAUGUCAGUUGGAAGAGGCUAUAGGACCAUCUGUUACUUUGCAGUGAAUGAAUACGUUGACAUAGUACAGUCCAGUACAGCUUUCGUGCUAUGCAUAAAGAGAGAAUAUAUGUUGGGCAUUACAGCAUGUUUUUUUCUUCUUGUGAGUCAGCUGUGUAGCUCAGCUAACUACUGUUAUUCUGUAUGUGGGAGGUACUGUGUGCUGAGGUCACCACUGCAUCAUCAUCAUCAUCACCACCAUACAGCACGGUUGUUUGUUAUUCAAAUGGUGUUUGCGUAGAUUCCUCCUUCUGUGGCUGUCACUUGAGACAUGCUUGGCCCUGUGUAUGAUGUCAUACUGUUAUGCUAUUACAUGCACGUAUUAGAAAUAUUAUCUUAUAAUUCUAUCAGUAUCUAACUACAUCUAAAAUGAACGUAAAUAUGUAUAGAUCUGUGAUGUGAAAUAGCCCCUUAGUGUCACUGCUGUUUGAAGACUUGCAAAAAGGGGGGGG